Molecule: messenger RNA, 879 nt
Organism: Leptidea sinapis
Lineage: Eukaryota; Metazoa; Arthropoda; Insecta; Lepidoptera; Pieridae
Product: protein DPCD
Exons: 3
Coding region: 104-805 (233 amino acids)
Source: RefSeq, a predicted model, not a curated record
CAAGUUGUAUUCAAUUUAAUUCUAGAUACCUAGGUAUUCACUAUUCUGUAAAAAUUUACAAUUGGCAUGAAAAAAUAAAAAGGAUUGUUGCUAUGGUUACAAAAUGAAACGAAAAAUAUGUCUUAUCGAUAAUUUCGAAACAUGCAAAGAAGUUUUCAGAGAAAAGUUAAAUAAGAAAUUAAGCGAAAACAUGUAUAUGAAUACGAUUUGGUAUAAGUCAUUGCUAAAUGCAGACAAAUCUUGUAUCAAAGAAGAAAAGAUUAGAAAAAUUCAUUAUAAAUUCGAUGAUGAUAGAGAAAUGGUAGAGGAAUACAACACAGAUACCAAGGUUCUUUUGCGAAGAGCUUGGAAGGUAAAGGGUAAGCUAGGAUGUGACGGAAAAUGGGAUGUUGAAGUCGGAGACCCCAUACCAGAAGCUGUUAUCUCUAAUGACUGUGCUGAUAUUAUAGAGAGCAAAGACCAGCCAGUAGUCACAAGGCGCAAUACUAGAGUAAAUUUAGAAUGGAGGAUAAGAAAUUUACCAUAUCCAAUUGAGACAUAUUGCAUUAAAGCCAACAAUGAUGAUAAAUGUAUUAUUGUCAGUACAACAAACAAAAAAUAUUAUAAAAAGCUUCAGGUCCCCGAACUCAAGAGGCUUGGUCUCAAUGUAGAUCAAGCAAAUAUCCAAUCAUCACAUAAGUUUAACACAUUGAUAAUUAUGUAUAAGAAACCACAACAGCUACUAGACAUGGAGAUGGAAUGGUUCAAAGAAGUGGAAAAGGUGAAACCAAUAAAAGACAUACCAAAUGAAUGCAAAACUCAUUGAGUCAAACAUUGGAUUUAAUUAAUAAAUUGGGUUGCACAAAAUAUAAUUAUGUGAACACAUUUUAAAUCAAAUAA